Rotaria socialis is the source of this 291-nucleotide messenger RNA. The record is from the annotation of a GenBank genome assembly. Lineage: Eukaryota; Metazoa; Rotifera; Eurotatoria; Philodinida; Philodinidae.
AUGAAAAAGCUAAAAUCCACUCGAACUUGUUUAAGAAAUCUUCAAGUAAAUUCAAAAAUAACAAAAAAUAAUCCUCCACCUGAAAGAAUUCGAAAUUUAUUAAAAAAUGAAAAAGAUUAUUUAUCACAAUUACCUAUUGACAUUUUACCAGAAAUUUCACCAAAUACUAAUCAAUUAUUUACUUCUCUUGAUCUUCCAUCAACAAAUGAUGCUCGUCUUUCGCUUCAUCAUAUAAUAAAUAAAUAUUCUUCUCCUGAUCUUGAGGGUGUGGGUAUUGGUGUCAGUGUAUAG